GAUCAUCUACUCAGUACUUCCAGGAAGUUUAAUCAACCGUAGUUCGGCAGGAUCGCACAACAGAUGAAGGUAGCUGUCCCUCAGCUAAAAUGACUUUCCACCAGUUAUUUUCUAGAGCAGCUCUCGUCAGCAAAGUUGGAUCCAGGUCUGCAUUCACAAGCUCCAAGCCUGACAUUGCUAAUCCCAACUGGUUAAGAGUGGGCCUUGCCUUCGGAUCAUCUGUUUUCCUCUGGGGCCUGCUCUUCAAGCAACACAGCACAGAUGUAGAUGAAUACAAAGUGAGGAAUGGCCUGGAAUAACCCAUCACACUGGAGGUCCGCAGGUCCUGUUUGUAGGAUGCACCUGUUUGUCCACUUCUUUCUAUUUCCACUGUUCCCCAUUCCUCCCUCUCAAUUCUGUGUAAAAUAAAAAUAUGUCAAGUGUAA
Messenger RNA from Epinephelus fuscoguttatus (brown-marbled grouper), 425 nucleotides. RefSeq names its product NADH:ubiquinone oxidoreductase subunit C1 (gene ndufc1). Gene Ontology annotation, cellular component: mitochondrion. The record is from RefSeq and is a predicted model, not a curated record. Bases 90 to 299 code for a protein of 69 amino acids. The transcript has 4 exons. NCBI's taxonomy places the organism in Eukaryota, Metazoa, Chordata, Actinopteri, Perciformes, Serranidae.